Molecule: messenger RNA, 1884 nt
Organism: Malassezia vespertilionis
Lineage: Eukaryota; Fungi; Basidiomycota; Malasseziomycetes; Malasseziales; Malasseziaceae
Exons: 2
Coding region: 1-1884 (627 amino acids)
Cellular component (GO): nucleus
Source: RefSeq, a predicted model, not a curated record
AUGAGUCGCUUUCCCUCGAUCCUUGCGCCGGCGCAAUCCGGCGCAGCGGGCGGACACCCUGCAUCGGUAUCCAAGAUUUCCGCGGCUGAAGGGUCGUACGGGAUGGCAUCGCCCGUAGGUUCGCCGCGGCUGAAACUUGCGCACCACCUCCCAGGCAAGAUUUCGCCGUACCGCGACUCCUCUACCCGUUUUCAAUCGCAUAUAGGCAGCCCUCGAACGAGCAGCCCGAGGAUUAGUGCGCUGACGCGGGAGGCAUCGAUGGGCACGUCGCAAUAUCCAACAUCCUCCUCGCGUCCUGCGUCACCGUCUGCCAUGUCAGGUACCGAGCGUUCAUUUUCACCAUCGCCCGCGGCUGGCCCACAGACUGCCGCGGCGCGGAUGAGCAGUCGUCUGCCACCGCCGCUGCGCCGCAGUUCUGACGCGGUGCCAAUGCAGCGGAGCAUGAGCACGGAAGCUGUUUUGUUUGACGAAGGCACCGCGCAUUCGCGCUCCAACUCUCCUGCUGUAGACGAUUUCCGUCUGCGCGGCAUGACGCAAAACAUGCUUGGCGCGCCUCAAAACAGGCUCCCCGAGGGCUAUGCAAACAGUCCGAAACGCGACGGGUACAAAUAUAACGUCCCUCCAAGCGCUUGGCGUUCCCCUGGCGUUGCUAGAGACGGCAUGCCUUGGGCGCAGGACGGACGCAACUCGCCAUUUGCCUCGAGCGCACUCCGCGGUGGCGGCGAGACGGGCGAAGAGGAGCGCAGCGAUGCAGAACAUGUGCUGGAGGGCGAAGAUGGCACGCGCAUUGCCGCACUCAAAGCGCUGGAUGAGCGGCGCGCGUCGACAUCUUCUUCGCCUGUGCCUCCGCCCGCGUAUCUCGGCGCCAUUCUGUCACCUCCGCCCGGUGCCGCUGCAUUUCCGCGCCCGAUGCGCGCCGGCGAGCGUUUAAACGAUGGGUACGGUGCCCAUGCCAUGUUCCGCUCCGCCACCUUUGGAGGCUCGCAGUCCUACCCGCACUCGCCGUUGCCUUAUGGCCGCGUGUACCGCCCUGCGGAGUGGAACGAGGGCUAUAGCACAGACGAUGUCGCUGCGUACGGCCCUGCCUACAUGUCUGGCCAAGCCGGAGGGGUGCGCAAAUCCAAGUAUGAAAGCGCCGAGCUGUACGGCGAAACCGCAUACAAUGCAGACGCCCCUGCCUAUGGAUAUCAAGGAUCUUAUGCACCGUACGGUGUGCGUGUGCCGAAAGGGUACAAGUACGCCAAUACAGCUCCGCGCGUUCGCCACCGCGACAUGGACAUCUCGGACGAGUCCGAAGCAAGCGAGAUAGAAAAAUCACGCGGCGUGCAACCUGACGAUGCGCGCCGCUACUCUGUGACUUCCAUCACGAUUCCCGUCACCGAGAGCGACUCGGGCGGCCCGAAACUGCAUGUAUGUGACGCGUGCAGCAAGACGUUUAGCAGACGCUCGGACCUGGCACGCCAUCGCCGCAUCCACACUGGCGAGCGCCCCUAUCCGUGUGACUUCCCCGGGUGCGGAAAAAGCUUCAUUCAGCGUUCUGCACUCACUGUCCAUUCCCGCGUGCACAGCGGAGAGCGGCCACACCAGUGCGAGUUUGAGGGGUGUGGGAAGAGUUUCUCGGAUAGCAGCUCAUUAGCGCGCCAUCGGCGGACACAUACCGGGCGGCGUCCUUAUGUAUGCGUGAUCCCUGCCUGCGGCAAGAUGUUUACGCGGCGCACGACACUGAAUCGGCACGUCCGCAGCCACCAGCUUCCGGCAAAAAAGACGGGCGAUGGGUACGUCGCACUCUCUACUUACCCAAGCCUGUACACACAUGACGAAAAUGCCGUGAGCGAUGAGGAGGCGUCCGAGGAAAGCAGCGAUGAACGUAGUUUGUAUGAGUAG